GUGCCUGCGGCUGGAAGAUGGCGCCCUCGGGCCCGGGCAGCGCGAGGCGGCGGUGCCGGCGGGUGCUCUACUGGAUCCCCGUGGUGUUCAUCGGCCUCCUGCUGGGCUGGUCCUACUACGCCUACGCUGUCCAGCUGUGCAUAGUGUCCAUGGAAAACAUUGGUGAACAAGUUGUGUGCCUCAUGGCUUAUCAUCUACUUUUUGCAAUGUUUGUCUGGUCAUACUGGAAAACUAUUUUUACAUUGCCCAUGAAUCCUUCAAAAGAAUUCCAUCUUUCAUAUGCAGAUAAAGAAUUAUUGGAAAGAGAGCCAAGAGGAGAAGCCCAUCAGGAAGUUCUUAGGCGAGCAGCCAAAGAUCUUCCCAUCUAUACCAGGACAAUGUCCGGAGCCAUCCGAUAUUGUGACAGAUGCCAACUUAUAAAGCCAGAUCGCUGCCAUCACUGUUCCGUCUGUGAUAAAUGUGUUUUGAAGAUGGAUCACCAUUGCCCAUGGGUGAACAAUUGCGUUGGAUUUUCAAAUUACAAAUUCUUCCUCCUUUUCUUGGCUUAUUCUCUACUGUACUGCCUUUUUAUUGCUGCCACAGACUUACAGUAUUUUAUCCGAUUUUGGACAAAUGGCCUACCUGAUACUCAAGCCAAGUUCCAUAUCAUGUUUUUAUUCUUUGCCGCAGCUAUGUUUUCUGUCAGCUUGUCUUCUCUGUUUGGUUAUCAUUGUUGGCUAGUCAGCAAAAAUAAGUCUACAUUAGAGGCAUUCAGAAGUCCAGUAUUUCGACAUGGAACAGAUAAGAAUGGAUUCAGCUUGGGUUUCAGUAAAAACAUGCGACAAGUUUUUGGUGAUGAGAAGAAGUACUGGUUGUUACCUAUUUUCUCAAGUCUAGGUGAUGGCUGCUCCUUUCCAACUUGCCUUGUCAACCAGGAUGUCGAACAAUCACCUACUCCUGCAGGACUGAAUUCAGCAGCUAAAAAUCAUGAAAACCAUCCAUUUCCUGCAAAGCCUUUGAGAGAGUCCCAGAGCCAUCUUCUCACCGAUUCUCAGUCUUGGACAGAUAAUAGCACAAACCUGGGAAAAGGCAAAGCUGGUAUGGCCAAUCCUGCAUUAACUAUGGAGAAUGAGACUUAACUCUUCAAGCAAAAUAAAUGUACACUGUUAUAAAGUGUCAAAUUCUGUAUAAUGGUGGAAGAGUCUUCCCACAAGAAAGGACCAAAUGUCCCUAUGUGCAGAUAUUGUUUUCUUCAGUGCUGGGAAUGAAACCCAGGCCAAGCACUCUACCUCGGGCCAUGUCCUCAGCUAUGGGAAUGAAGGUUGUUAAGGAGUUCUCACCAAGCUCAUACAUAAAGCAGAGCACUUCUUUGAUCCUAUAUACAAAUUGUUGUAGAAAACACCAAUUCCUAUUAAUUAUUAAGAGCAAUGAUGGCUUAGGAAUUAAAGGGGAACAAUCUUCUACCCAAAAUAAGAAUAAAUUCAUGAACAGUUUUCACCCCAAAACUUAGAUUGUACAAAAUAUUAUAAUAAUUCCAUUAACAAAUUGAUAUUGAUUCAGAAAAACAUUAAAAAUUAAAAAUUAAAAAGAUAUCAAUUCACAUAUUUGUGAAAAUUAUGGAUAGUCUUCAAGAAGGAAAAGGUAAAAAUAUGGAGUUUCUUAGUGUUCCUUCUGGUGUAAACCUGGGUUUAGAUUGAGAGAAUAGUACUAUGGAUAGGGCAAAUGACCCACCAUUGAAAAUCAUCAUUCAUUUUUGCCAGGCUUUCCUUCUAUUUCUAGCCUGUGUCCCAUACUAGAUAAUAAGAAUGAACAUUGAAGCUUGAGCUUGGUUGACUUGAAAAUUUUUGUUAGAACUAAUACAAUAGUUUGACAAAAUAUACUGGAAAUAUAUUUUUUAUCUCCUCUAAUUUUAAAUUGUGAAGAAUUUAUGCUAAUAAUUAUGGAGAUGGGUUGAUGUCUUUCUAUUGUUGGCUUGGCUUUUGUAAAAUAUUUUUAGAUUAUUUCUCCUAUUGAAUAUGGUGAAAAUAUUGCUUAAGGAUUCCUGAUAGAACAAUGGAUUUUUCCUCUAAUGGUAGCUAGCUCUAUUAUUUCUAUGUCCUCUCAUCAAAAGUAUGAUAGCUAACUUAUAUUUUUUUCUCACAAACUGAUUAAAUUAUGCAAAUAAUUUAAAAAGUCAUAUGCUUUUAGAAAUUUAGUUCACUAAGAACUAAGUGGUGUGAUGUUUGGAAAUUUAGUUUAAGCUAAACUAAAAUGAUGUGUCUGUCCAUGCCAAAUGUUUGUCUUCAGUAUUUCGAAGCUCUUGUGCCUUGUAUGCGCUAGUUUAAAAAAAAAAAAAAAAAGUAUCUUUAAAAAAAAUACAUCU
Messenger RNA from Jaculus jaculus (lesser Egyptian jerboa), 2341 nucleotides. RefSeq names its product zinc finger DHHC-type palmitoyltransferase 2 (gene Zdhhc2). The record is from RefSeq and is a predicted model, not a curated record. Gene Ontology annotation, molecular function: protein-cysteine S-palmitoyltransferase activity. Gene Ontology annotation, biological process: peptidyl-L-cysteine S-palmitoylation; protein targeting to membrane. The transcript is spliced from 13 exons. The coding region runs from base 18 to 1118 and encodes 366 amino acids. Gene Ontology annotation, cellular component: Golgi apparatus; endoplasmic reticulum. NCBI's taxonomy places the organism in Eukaryota, Metazoa, Chordata, Mammalia, Rodentia, Dipodidae.